AUGUCGCCACCGAAAUCAGCCGCUGGAGCUCUCACCACCCGGUAUCCAAAUCGACAUGUUGGGCAGCAAAAAGUAAAGUCUGUUGAAAAAUUGGCUCCGACCAGAAGAGGCACAGAGCUCCCCCAAAUGGUUGGCGCUGAGAGCCCCAUCUCAGCCGCCCAUUCGCCCAAACCUUGGUUUGGAGAUGGGGCGGGAAGCGCCAAGAGAACGCCGGAUUUUCAGUGCGACGGAAUGGGCGCAAUUAGCGUCGAGAUAGUGCACAUCCUGAGAGGCCGCAAAGGGGCCUUGGCUGAGGGAACCAUCAAAGCUUCCUUGCCAAUUGAUAUCUGA
Molecule: messenger RNA, 330 nt
Organism: Uncinocarpus reesii 1704
Lineage: Eukaryota; Fungi; Ascomycota; Eurotiomycetes; Onygenales; Onygenaceae
Exons: 1
Coding region: 1-330 (109 amino acids)
Source: RefSeq, a predicted model, not a curated record